AUGAGUUCGGUUGCUAAAAAUGCGAGGGCAUACCGUCAACGAAAAGUUGGUAUCAAGACGGUGAUGCCCAUAUGUUUAGAAAAAGAUAUACCUGACUUUGAUGAAGAAGUCUCUCAGCAACGAACAGUGCCGCAAGUGGAGACAGGAGUCGAAAAAGAAGAGGAAGAGGAAAAACACUUAAAGCAAGUCAUCAAUGCUGCGCAUGAAGCCAUUAUACGAGGAGAAACAAAGAAGGUUGUAAUUCCUACUCGUGAAACAAGAUCUAUCGGUGUAGUAGACAAAUACUAUAAACGAGACUUUUUGUGUCCUAAAACCUCACUGCGGUUCUCUUUAACAGUGGAGGAAUGUAUUAGCCCGGUUUAUUGCAUGGAUGAGCAAGAUCAGACAUUCUUUGACGAGUUGAAAGUGUCCCAAGCUUCUCUCGCUAAAUAUUCUGAAACAGAUUUUGAGUGGGUAAUCCAGAUAUUAGAAGACGAGAUUGAUGAAAAACAACCUUUUUUAAACAUGGAUACGUCUCAAAUCUUGUCUGCAUCAGAAUUAUUACCUGCGUUUGAGGAACGUGAUCUUGUAAAAUUAAAAGCCCUUGCUAGCCAUGUUUAUCCUUAUUGGCGCGAACGUCGCAUACGAUCAGAAGGAAAGUGUAUUUUACACACUGCACAAAUUGGUGAUGAUAAAGACGACGAUGAUCCUUAUGUCUGCUUUCGCCGACGUGAAGUUCGACAAGCCCGUAAAACUCGUCGUUCAGAUACACAAUCCAUGGAUCGUUUGCGGAAGCUACGGCUUAAUAUGGAAACUAGUUAUCAACUACUUGACCAAGUUUGGAACCGUGAAAAGCUCAAGCUGCAUGGCAUUCAGCAAGACUUUUCUAUUUUCCAACACCGAUGCUUGGUCAAACGACUGAAGCGCUCCUUGAAUAUUAAAGAUAGUGACGAAGAUCUCAUUAAUCCUAAACGAAAACCCGUUGAACCUAAACCUGUGGCUCCCAUUGCUUCUCCUUCUCCUGCACCACCUGCUCGUCCUGCUGCUCAUCCUCCAGCUUAUCGACCGGCUGCUCCACGUACCCUUGAGGUCAAACCAUUGCUCAUGUUAGACGAUAUGAUCGCGUCACAAAUCACUCAAUUUCAAGUACGCUUACGAGAACGACUAAACAAAAAGGAACAAGCGGAUCGUAACUGGGUUGAUGUUUUUGAGAAUCCCAGCACUGUUAUUCCGGUUGAAUACCCUGACUCUUUUUAUAGAAAUAUACAUUCUCAGACUUUUGAAGGUUCACUACAUUCCUUUAAUCCCUCUAAUAAUGCCGCUCUUUCUUCUACUCCUUCUUCGCCUUCAUCUGCAGCUGGUCCCACUUGUUCACGUCCUGCAUCAUUAGCGUCAAAUUCCUUCUUUGCAAGACCAGGAUCAAUUUCUGUUAAUGAUCCUUUACAACAAUAUAGUCACCUUGUGUCUGCUCGAAAUCCUCUUUGCGUAAGACAACGGCGUGGAAGAGGAGGACGUGUCAUGAUUGAUCGAACUCGAGCUUUGCCAAUACAUAAACAGCGCUUACCAAGUAACCGCUUUGAAGAUCGUUGGUUUUUCGAUAUUCCUUUUGACCCUGAUGACACAGUAAUUUUAGACGAUGAUUCAGAUGCCUCUAUUUCGUUUCGUGCGAACUUGCUUGCCGAGCAUUCUAUUGCAUAA
Messenger RNA from Schizosaccharomyces osmophilus, 1677 nucleotides. RefSeq names its product NuA4 histone acetyltransferase complex Epl1 (gene epl1). The transcript is spliced from 2 exons. The coding region runs from base 1 to 1677 and encodes 558 amino acids. Gene Ontology annotation, cellular component: piccolo histone acetyltransferase complex. Gene Ontology annotation, biological process: regulation of transcription by RNA polymerase II. NCBI's taxonomy places the organism in Eukaryota, Fungi, Ascomycota, Schizosaccharomycetes, Schizosaccharomycetales, Schizosaccharomycetaceae. The record is from RefSeq and is a predicted model, not a curated record.